CAAUUAGGAGAUGAGAUGUUCCAACCUCUUUGCCUGCAGAAUUUUGAAUGAAAUAGUUUCACUCAUCUUUGUGCAUCCAUUGAAUAGGAAACUGUUAUACCACAAUCGACAAAUUCAGGAGCUAGGCUCCUCUUUUCUGAUGUAUUAAAGCAUCAUUGUCAGAACGCGGUUACACACUCUCCUAAAAGACGGAGAACAAGGAUGCCAAAGAAGGAUUUAGAAACCGGAAAUUUCGAGAAUCUGAUAGUGGAAGUGACUCAAGGGUUAAGUCCAAACAUUGGAGAAAACACAAGCUUCAUUCAGAACAAUUUACAAGGCAAAUAUCUUUCUGGUUCAGAUGCCGCUCAACCUGAUAUCCCGUUGUCUGCUGUACAGCAUUCAGAAGCAGUGAAGCUGAAAAUGCAGUCUGCUGUAGAAAGAGAAGGAACUCCUGGUGAUGCUGUCAAUUUGCAAACUGUCGAGAAUAUAUCACAGGGAGAUGCUGAUAUAGAUAUGGAAAUAGAUGAUACCAACAGCAUAGAAGAUACAAUCUUUGCAAUGAACAAUCAUAAAGACCAAUCAUCCACAAAGACCACAAGCUUAACUCUGACGGAGCUGGCUCAACAGAUGGCUGUUGAUGAUGAUGAUGAUGACAUUGUGAACUCUGUAUGUGAUAGCAGUCAUGUCUUCGUUGGGGGUUAUAAGGUAAAAUCUGAAGACUCGGGCCUCCUCGGCUCUAUUCUUUCCAAGCAUGGGGAUAUUGCUGAUAACUGCAAUUUCAAAACACCAUCAGUUCGUUCUCUGUUCAUACAACAUGUAUGUGACAUUGUUCAAACUUUGAAGAAGACUAGUAUUGCAUUCAUCACUACGAGUGAGCUUGAAAAGAUGGUAGCUGGCCUUAGUGAUAUUGAAGGAGCAUGUAUAGAAGUUGGAUGGCUCAAAGAGAGGCUCGUUGAGAUUUACGAAGCAAAGAAAGCUAUCCCUAUGCUUGGGCCAUCAUCCGAAUUGAGAAAGACUCAAACUGAACGGAAAUUCAAGAUUCAGUGUACAAAAGCACUUGUGGAAGAGUACAAGAGAGAGAUUGUUAUUAGAGAGGAAGAACUUCGCAAUUUAGAGGAAAAGUUGCGCAUGGCUGAGAGUGUACUUUCUGUUGACGAAGAGGAGGCUACGACAGCAGAAAUGGUGAUUGGUGAGUACAAGGACAAGUUGAGGCGCAUUGUGGAGUUAGGCUCCUUGCAUUGUGGUCUAGUAUGAUUGUUACUUUCGACAAACAGUCACAUUCGGGGUCUACACUCCGAGGAUUGCGCCUUAUGCGAGGAAUUUGAUGUGGUUCGUGAGCAAUGGGCUAAGUUUUUUACCAACAAGUAUUUAUUAUUGGCUUUAGCGCGCUUGAUCGAGUUGGUUUAGUUGUUAUAGAAUAAAUUUUAUAUUAAAAUG
Spinacia oleracea (spinach) is the source of this 1416-nucleotide messenger RNA. RefSeq lists its product as uncharacterized. The record is from RefSeq and is a predicted model, not a curated record. Bases 202 to 1233 code for a protein of 343 amino acids. The transcript has 3 exons. NCBI's taxonomy places the organism in Eukaryota, Viridiplantae, Streptophyta, Magnoliopsida, Caryophyllales, Amaranthaceae.